AUGUUUCCGGACCUCCCUGCUUCUGUGAAGCGGCCCUUGGCCCGCGGGUCUGAUGUUGCUCGUGGCGUACUCGGCAGUCUGACCUGGGGGCCUGCCCUCUCCAUUGCCAAACCGGCCAUUACCUCUGUCUUGUCCCGGAUAGAAAUCGGAACCUUGCUGUUGGUGGACGAGCCGGCUCAGACCAGGAUGGUCUAUGGGCAAAAGCUGGCCGGGAACCCCAAGUACGCCGAUUUCUCUACCGGGGUGAAUGGGGUUCGCAAAGCCAGUACCGUCCCCCGUGUAGAAUUGGUUGUUAAGGAUGACUCGUUCUGGAUGCGGCUCUUCCUGUUCGCCGAUAUGGGCUUCGCGGAAGCGUACAUGUUGGGAGAGGUUGAGUGUGCCGACCUCACGGCUUUCUUCCAGCUUUUCAUCGUGAACAGGGAGCAGAUGGGCAAUGGUACGACUUGGUUCUCUUCAAUAUCGCACGCGCUCUCGAGCGUUGCGCGGUCCACAAACACGCUCGGGAACUCUCUUCUCAACAUUUCGGCCCAUUAUGAUAUUAGCAACGAUAUGUUUGCCGCUUUCCUGUCGCCGGACAUGACUUACUCGUGCCCGAUAUGGAGAAUGCAUACGGACCUGGAUGAGCGGGAAGAGACACUGGAGGCUGCUCAGCUGACCAAGUUGACUCGUUUCAUUGACGGCGCUCACAUCAAAUCUACGGACCACGUACUGGAAAUCGGUACUGGAUGGGGGUCCUUCGCCAUUGCGGCCGUACGAAAGACAGGGUGCCGCGUGACAAGUCUCACGCUGUCCAAAGAGCAGAAGCUGCUGGCGGAGAAGAGGAUUGCAGAGGCAGGCUUUGCUGAUAGGAUCGAGGUCUUGCUCAUGGAUUACCGUUCGUUGCCGGUGCCUGAGCAGCCGUACGAUAAAAUUGUGUCGAUCGAGAUGCUGGAAGCAGUUGGGCAGGAGUUCCUGGGCACUUACUUUUCUCACAUGGACCGACUGCUGAAAAAGGACGGCGGCGUUGCCAUGUUCCAAUGCAUCACCAUGCCGGAGGGACGACAUGAGGCUUACUCAAAGGGAGAAGACUUCAUCAAUCACUACAUCUUCCCUGGCGGCUAUCUGCCUUCAAUCACGCAGCUUCUGGAUCACAUUAGCAAGGAGUCGAAGGGGACCCUGAUUGUUGAAAAGGUUGAGAACAUCGGAGGCCACUACGCAAAGACGCUCCGCUUGUGGAAGGAAAACUUCUUGGAGAAGUUUGAGUCCCACAUCCGUCCGGCACUGCAGAACGAGCAUGCUGAGAUGACACAGCGGGAAAUCGAGGUGUUCAAACGGAAGUGGGAGUACUACUUCACGUAUUGUGAAGCUGGAUUUGUGACCAAGACCCUAGGAGAUGUCAUCAUUACAGUCGGGCGAGAAGGUGCCUUGGAGCUCAUGGAGGGGAUUCCCAUCUGA
Thyridium curvatum is the source of this 1434-nucleotide messenger RNA. RefSeq lists its product as uncharacterized. The transcript has 4 exons. Bases 1 to 1434 code for a protein of 477 amino acids. The record is from RefSeq and is a predicted model, not a curated record. Lineage: Eukaryota; Fungi; Ascomycota; Sordariomycetes; Thyridiales; Thyridiaceae.